Molecule: messenger RNA, 2006 nt
Organism: Seminavis robusta
Lineage: Eukaryota; Bacillariophyta; Bacillariophyceae; Naviculales; Naviculaceae
Source: the annotation of a GenBank genome assembly
UGAGCCAAAGAAUUGCGGCAGGAGGUAGACACAGUUCAUCAAAUCAAUUCAGUCUGCUUACCAGUAGUACGGUGGAAUUGCAGGGCACCGCUUCAUGCACAGCCUUUAUUUUUGAGUUUGCCCCACCAUCAUCAAUGGUAAUAAGAGCAUAGAGGAUCUACAAUCUGGUCAUCGUCUGAUCUCAUAAUUUAUCUCUGAAGGCUAUGAUUCUUUCCUUUGGCUCUCGAAAGAAAAGAGAUAUUCGUUCUGGUGCUGAGACUAUUACCCUUGAGCGUAUGCCAUCCAACGGAGACAACAAUAAGAAGUUUGCACUAUCGAAAGUAGAAGGAGUCGCGGCCUAUCCCAUGCAAAGGUCAGGAUCAUCAGCUGAAGAAGAGACGACAGAGACUGGAUUGAGCGCAGCAAGUAUGCCAGAGCAAGAGCAGCCCGGUGCAAUGGGAAUCAUCCAUGACCCCACCAAGAUGGGCAGCCCCCAAGAAGCCAUUCAGCAAUACAAGCCCGAGCCAAAGCCAAGCGCUGGUGCUCUGCGCUUGCCCGACAAGAUCAUGGCCAUCCUCCUUCGUGAGGAAGCCCCGGAUGCCAUUUGGUGGCUUCAAAAGGGCACAGCCUUUGCCAUGCAAAAGGAGAAGUUUCAGGCAAUGAUCUUGGACAAACACUUUCGUGGAAACAAGUUCAAGUCACUUGUCAGGAAUCUUCACCGAUGGGGGUUCAAACGAAUGACUUGCGACACGUCUGCCUCGGGAAAGACCAUUGCCUUUAGUCAUAAGUGCUUUCGUAAGGACAAACCAGAGCUUGUCAAGCUCAUCCAAAUCACAAAGGAGAAGGACAACAGCACAGCAGCGAAAGCCCGAGACAGUCGCAGACAGGCACUUCAAGCGGUUCUUCCUUCGGCGCCCCCCACUGCCUUGCGCUUGUCGCCUUCGGUGGGCCCUCUCCGCGAGGAGGGACUUGGAGGAGGAGUGGCUGCGACCCGAGGGCUUUUGGGAUCUCCGUCUUCGCAGACAACGACCCACCAGCAGGCUCCAUCCUUGGCGUCUUUGGUGGCGGCAGAGCAUCACCAUAACCUCUCAAGUCAUGGACCAGAGUCCUUGUUGCAUUCUCUGUCCAACGAGUGGCGCGCGGAUCGUUCGUCAGGAGCCCCGGCUCCAUCAGGACUUGGUGGCCAUGGUCUCGCGGCGUUGGACCGUUCCCAACUGGCCCUGAGUAGUAACCGAGAACAGGCGGCCUUGCUAGCACGGAUGGGACUUCCCGAACAGGACAAUCGUACUGAUCAGAUGAGACCAAGUGGCGGCUUGUUGGAGAGGCAACGUUUGGGUUCCGUCUUGCAGCGGCAGCAAUCAGAAGGAAGCGCCUUUGAGCGAGCGGCUCGCGAUCAACACAUGAGGGAUUCCGUUCUGCAACAGCAUCUAGCUGCCUCCCUACCAGAUACUACUGCUCAGGCUCGUCUACUCCUUCAGCAGCGGAUUUCGGGACGCGCGUCUCUGACUGGCAACGUUGGACUGUUUCAGAAUCAACAUCAUCAUGGAGUCAACCCAUUGCUCCCAAGUACCAGCAUGAGUUCACAGCUCAUAUCUCAAUUGACGGGAGCUGGUCCCGUCGCUCCACCCAUGCCUGGUGCCCUUCACCACGGUGCUGCAACCGGUCUGGAAAACUCCCUCCUCCUGGCCAGGCGAAACCAGGCGUCAUUGCAUCAGCACGGAAGUGGCCGUGAAGGGACCCAGAGAGUUGCUCCUCAGCAAGACGGAAACAAUGCGGCAGCCCUAACCUCCGAGGAGCUGCUCUACCUGGCGGAACUUCGGAGACGCGGGCUGGAGUAGAGCCCCUUUGUGAGAGAGCGACCACUCCAAGUGGCCGUGUUUUAGGGGUUGCUGAGCGGUGCGGGGUUGAGUUCGACUGCACUGCCAGCUAGCAGGUGACAGAGAUAGGAACAUGGCACCAGGCAGCAGAGAAGAAGACUCGAGAGCUAUCCUACUUCAUCAUAACUUCAUAGAUAAUUUUACUAGUGU